This is a messenger RNA of Prorocentrum cordatum, 4064 nucleotides long. Lineage: Eukaryota; Dinophyceae; Prorocentrales; Prorocentraceae. The record is from the annotation of a GenBank genome assembly.
GUGGCAUCCGCCCGGGGUCCUUCGUGCUGCUGAAGUACGCGGGGGACACGACGUGGCGCGCGAGGCUGUUGAUACGGGAGGUGGACUCGGAGACGAAGUGGUGGUUCAUCCUAACCCCGGACGAAGACUUGUACGUCGAGCGCCUGGAGGCGGACCUCGAUGGGCUGGUGUCCGAGACGGAGCCUUUGGUGGACAGCGAGCGCGGGCUGCUGGGCUUGCCGCCGCUGCCGCCCCCGCCGACGGGGGCACUGGCGGCGCCCGCAGGUGGCACCGCCACGCCUCUGCUCGACCUGGGGGCCCCGCCAGGGCCCAGGCUUUCGACGCCGCCCGGCGCCGUUUGGGUCUUCGCGGAGUCCGCCUACGGCCGCGAGAAGGGUGGACGUGCCGCUCUCAACGACACGGCCGUGGCCCCGGGUGACAGAGGGGCGCUGGAGCUGGAGCCAGGUGCCUCGAUCGCCAUCGCGCGCGUCGAGAUCGGCCGUGAGGAGGAGUUCAGAAAGGAACACACGACGAAGGAGAUGAGCAUGAUCGACACCGAGACGGACGCUAGGGUCGCGCGGGCGAAGUACGCUGGAGGCUCGGGCAAACGGCACCGAGACUGGAAGGAGGUCCAGGACGGCAUCUCAGAGGUGCCGCUGGUCGACCUGCCGAUCGACGGGCCUCGGACGAGCAGCUGGUGCGCGGCGUUCCUCGGACGUGGUGCGCACGGCGGCACCCCCCUAGACCACCACAGGUGGUGGCGUCACGCUGCAAAGCUGAACGCCGGCGACUGGGGGGUCGCAGAGCACGAGUCGGUCAUGAAAGCGCUGACCCACGCAGGGUCGCAUGACCAGCUCGACCUCGCCAACCUCGCCUGCAUCGAACACCUGCGCAGGCGCGCCCAGCUCAUCGAGUACUAUUACCGCGAGAAGAUCAGGGGCGCGGACCGCAACGCCCUCGGCAAGAACGCGCUGCCCUUCGACGAGCAGGGGAUGUUCAUGGGCGAGGAGCACGUGUCCAGGGAGCUGGAGAGGGGGGCCGCCAUCGCGAAGCAGGCGCGCAAGGCCCGCGAGGAGCGGGAGCUGGCGCGCCCCAAGAAGCAAUGGGGCGCCACCCUCAUCUCCAGCGAGCUCGUGGCCAACAGGGUGAUUGACAUGGGUGAGCCGCCGAAGGGCCUCUCUUCUUCCGCCGCCUUCAACGAGGUGGUGAAGUCCGCCGACUACCACGGUGAGCGCGUGGACGUUGCUGCUAUCGAUCUUUGCCUCCUGUCUCUUCCUCCGGAGGGUCAUCGGCCUGUCCCACUGGCUGAACUCUUGGGGAAUGGGGGCGCGCUGGAGAUCGAGCGUUUUUGUAAGGAGCUUGUCUGGCCAAGUGAAGUUGCGGCCGAGAUCAAGGCUUCGCUUAACUUGAGGCGGCCCCACAUGGACCGCGGGCUCGCGCACCGACCGCGCCUCUACGCCAACCUCGCGGAGGCUUUGUUCAAGCGCGGGCUCAUCGACUUUCGCACAGACGUGCGUUGUGAGUGUGGAGGUUUUGGAGUAUGGAAGAAGUCGGGGAAGCAGUGGAUGGUGAUUGACGCCCGCCUCUCGAACGCCCACCUCGGACACUCGAAGGAGACGCCUCUGCCCACGGGGGCCGCCUCCUCGGAGAUCGACCUCGAGGGCGAGGCCGAGGCGUGGUUCGCCGCGUUGGACCUGAAGGAUGCCUUCUACUACAUCGAGCUCCCCCUGCAGCUGCGCUGCUACUUGGGCCUGCCGAAGGUGUCCGUGAAGAAGCUCAACCUUCCGACGGACGUGCUCAGCCUGGCCGUGGACGGGUUCCUCCAGCCGAGGUUCGCCGCGAUGCCGAUGGGGUGGACGCACGCGCCCUACUGGGCGCAGCUCGCCCACUGUCGCAUCCUGACGCGGGCCUUCCCGGACUGGGAGGUGGAGGGCUUCUUGACCGACAACAGGGUGCUGCCGUCGAUAGAGAAGGGGGUCAUCGGCCUGCACGUCGACAACUGUGUGGCGGUGGGCCACUCUGCCGAGGCCGCCAACCUGCUGGUGGCCCGGGCAGCAGGUGCCUUCCGCGCGGCAGGGCUGCAGCCUCACGAGGAGGUCGCCGCUACCCAGGAGCUGGAGUUGCUCGGCUGGCAGCUGCGUGGAGGCAAGCAGGCUGGCGCUCAGGCCACAGACCGCCGCCGCCGGCGCCUGCGGCUGGCGCUGGAGCACGCCCUGACGCGAAACAAGCUCUCGUGCCAUGAGCUUCGGCAGCUCGUAGGCCAUUUUACUUUUUGUGCGCUGGUGCAGCGGCCGACCAUCUCUUGCAUGAAUGCCGUCUAUUCCUUUUCUCAGAAGUUCCCAACUGAGUUCCACAAAGUGCGGCCGUCGGUGCGCCGGGAGCUGCGAUGGGCACGGGAUCUUCUGGCACUGCAGGUCAGGCCCUGGCGCCGCGAAUGGUCGAGCUGCGUCGCUUGCACCGACGCCUCCGAGCUAGAUGCCUCGCCGCCAGAGCAGGAGAAAUGCGAAGCGCUCCCUCCGUUGCAGGGCGCGGAGCCCCCGCCUUCGCCCCCUCGUUCCCCGACCUCACCUACGACCCCCACGGGCUCCAAGCUGGACCUCCCGGAGAUCCCUGAGUUCCCCGAGCUAUUCGCCGAGAGCGACAUGCAGGGGCCCGAGGGCCAGUCGAAGCGGACGCACCGCCACGGCUGGCCUACGCUGACCGCCGCGACGAUGGCGAGGGCGGCCUUCCUGAAAGAGUCGAGGGGGCUGGACAGGAAGUGGUCGCGCGUUGGUGCUCUGCCUGGGCGGACGACUGCGGGCCUCGGCCGCGGCUCCGACCAGGGGGGCCCGCGCGCUUGGCGGCCCGCCAGGAGAAGCACAGCGUCCGCGCCCGUGUGCGGGGACCAGCUGCCCCGAGCUACGAGCGCCUUGAAGGGCGCCAGGCGGGGCGCGGGGCGAAGGCGCCCCAUCGCGAGGAUGGGCCGCGCAGCCGCGCUGCGCCUGGCGGCCCGCGGAGGCGAGAGAGGGGCCCACAGGGCGGUCCUGGAGAUGCACGCCGCGGCGCCCAACUCCAGGCUUCAGUACUCCAAGAUGUGGGGGGGCCUCCAGGACUGGGCGGAGUACCACAUGCUGCCGCUCAGCCCGCCCAGCGCCCUCGACGCGACGCUAGCCGAGUACCUGGAGCACCUGUACUUCGAGGGCCGCGACGCGGGGAUGGGGACGAAGGUGAUCGCUGCGGCGGGCUUCUUCGCGCCGGAGGUCUCGCGCCACGGGCCAGCCAGGCUGCCGCGCGCGCGGCUGGCGGCGCAGGGGCGGCUAAGGCUGUCGCCUCUCCGGGCCAGGCUGCCCAUCCCAGUGGAGGUGGCGACCGCCAUCGCGGUCGCCAUGUGUGCCCGCGGGGAGCGGAGAGCCGCUGCAGGGGCGCUGCUGGCGACCACCUGCUACCUGCGGCCCGGGGAGCUGGCCGCCGCGAGGCUUGCGGACCUGCUCCCGCCGGGGGCUUUCGCGGGCGAGGGCCGCGUCCACCGGGUGCUCCAGCUGAACAGGUUCGAGGAGGGGGAGCCGUCCAAGACGGGGCGCUUCGACGGCUCGAUCGCGCUCGACGACCCGAGGCACGCCGCGCUGCACAGGUUCCUCGCCCAGCUCAAGCGGACAGCACACCCAGACGAGCCACCCAUCCGGAUGGGGCAGCUCCACUGCGCAAAGCUGUUCGGCGAGGUGGUUAACGAGCUGCGCCUGAACAUCCUCGGGCCGCCUGCGCCGCACCAGUUGCGGCGCGCCGGCGCGUCGGGCGACCGGGCGAGCGGCCAGAGGAUGCUGGUGGAAAUCAAGAAGAGAGGAAGGUGGCUCUCGGACUCGUCCGUGAGACGGUACGAGAAAGGAGGGCGACUUCGAGAGCAGCUGCUUCGCCUCCCCGCGGGCCUACAGGCCCACUGCCGCGCCUGCCACCUCAUGUGCGGCGAGAUCCUCCUCGGGCGCUCCAGGCCCUUGCCAGUGCUGCAGCUGUUCCGCUGCGCCCGCGACCGCCAGCUGUCUUUCUCGAGAUCUUCUCGGGGGGCGGGCACCUUGCGCGUGCCCUUGGACGUCGAGGGCGGCUGCGUCUAG